Lactuca sativa (garden lettuce) is the source of this 1056-nucleotide messenger RNA. RefSeq names its product Pentapeptide repeat-containing protein. Lineage: Eukaryota; Viridiplantae; Streptophyta; Magnoliopsida; Asterales; Asteraceae. The record is from RefSeq and is a predicted model, not a curated record.
UCACGUUCAUCUAAUCCAUUUCUGUUCCACUUCCGCAUCCACCUUGCUCCUCCCUCUGAUACACACGGAUAUGGCGCUCACUACGCUUUCAUCGCUACCAGUCAAAUCCCUAAAAAGCCCACUUUCUCAUGGCUCCUUCAAUCAUCUAAACUCAAAUCCUCCCUCAAAAUCCAUAAUAUGUCAACUGAAUCCACAAAAUGCGACUUGUACCAAAGAUAAUAUAGAUAAAGUACAGCCGAAGAGAUGGAAAGCUCUGGUUUCGACUGCAUUGGCAGCUGCGGUCAUUACGUUUAGCUCUGAUUUCUCUGCUUUGGCUGAUCUCAACAAGUUUGAAGCAGAUGUAAGAGGUGAAUUCGGAAUCGGAUCAGCUGCUCAAUUCGGUUCUGCUGACCUCAAGAAGACAGUUCAUGUGAACGAGAACUUCAGGAGAGCAAACUUCACAUCUGCUGAUAUGAGAGAAUCAGAUUUCAGUGGUUCAACAUUCAAUGGUGCAUAUAUGGAGAAAGCCGUAGCCUACAAAGCAAAUUUCACAGGAGCAGAUCUAAGUGACACAUUAAUGGAUCGUAUGGUCUUAAAUGAAGCUAAUCUCACAAAUGCCAUUCUUGUAAGAACAGUUCUCACACGCAGUGAUCUUGGACGUGCUGUUAUUGAAGGUGCUGACUUUAGUGAUGCUGUUUUGGAUCUUCCCCAAAAACUGGCUCUUUGCAAGUAUGCAAGUGGAACAAAUCCUGUAACAGGAGUUAGCACUAGAACAAGCUUAGGAUGUGGAAACAGUAGACGAAAUGCUUAUGGAAGUCCAUCUUCUCCAUUGUUAAGUGCUCCACCACAGAAGCUUCUAGAUCGUGAUGGAUUCUGUGAUGAUGGAACUGGACUCUGUGAUGUAAAGUAGUUAUAUGACCCCAACAAAGCAACAUGUAUUCGAAGUCAUUCAUAUGACAUAACAUAAUACAUCUGGUAAAUUCUUAAACGUCAAGAAAUUAUUCGGUAUAGCUAUAUGUAGACGUUUUUGAAUGAGAAUUUAACUAUAAUAAAUGCAAGAAAUAUAUUAUCAUUAAA